Molecule: messenger RNA, 7257 nt
Organism: Heterotrigona itama
Lineage: Eukaryota; Metazoa; Arthropoda; Insecta; Hymenoptera; Apidae
Source: the annotation of a GenBank genome assembly
AUGGAUCAAAUCACACCGAAGGAAGUGAAGAUCCUGGAAAAUCCCGAGGAUAUUCAAGAAAGGAGGGAACAAGUUCUCAGUCGAUAUGCGAAUUUCAAGGCGGAAGCUAGAAACAAAAGAGACAAACUCGAGGACUCCCGUCGCUUUCAAUAUUUUAAGCGAGACGCGGACGAACUGGAAGGAUGGAUUUUCGAAAAGUUGCAAGCUGCUUCGGAUGAGAGCUACAAAGAUCCUACCAAUCUCCAGGCAAAGAUACAAAAACAUCAAGCCUUCGAAGCGGAAGUUGCAGCCCAUUCGAACGCAAUAGUAUCGUUAGACAAUACCGGAUCGGAAAUGAUAGCACAACAUCACUUUGCAAGCGACGUCAUUCGCAAGAGAUUAGUGGAUCUUCAUCAGCUGUGGGAGUUGUUACUCUCUAGAUUGGCAGACAAGGGUCUUAAAUUGCAACAAGCCUUGGUACUUGUACAGUUCAUUCGACAUUGUGACGAAGUAAUGUUUUGGAUUCACGACAAGGAAGCGUUUGUAACGACGGACGAAUUUGGACACGACUUGGAACACGUUGAAGUGCUUCAAAGGAAAUUUGACGAAUUCCAAAAGGAUAUGGCCAGUCAAGAGUACAGAGUAACGGAAGUAAACGAAUUGGCAGACAAACUUCUUCUAGAUGGACAUCCUGAACGUGAUACCAUCCUGCGUAGAAAAGAGGAACUCAACGAAUCCUGGCAAAGAUUGAAACAGCUUGCUGUCCUGAGGCAGGAGAAACUUUUCGGCGCGCAUGAAAUUCAAAGAUUCAAUCGGGACGCGGACGAGACAAUGGCCUGGAUUGCUGAAAAGGACGUUGUUCUGUCUUCAGAUGAUUUCGGACGUGAUCUUGCGAGCGUGCAAACUUUGCAGAGAAAGCACGAAGGCAUAGAGCGUGAUUUGGCAGCUUUGGAGGAUAAAGUUUAUACACUAGGAGCCGAGGCAGAUCGUCUCGCAGCCAUUCAUCAAGCAGACCAUUCCAAACAAAUUCAAGCGAAACGCGCCGAGAUAUUGCAGUCGUGGGAGAGCCUAACGGCGAAAGCGAAGGAACGUCGUUUGAAGCUUGACGAAUCAUACUACUUGCACAGAUUCUUGGCUGACUACAGAGAUCUUGUGUCGUGGAUGAACGACAUGCGCGCGAUUAUAUCGGCAGAUGAAUUAGCCAAAGACGUAGCUGGUGCAGAGGCUCUUGUUGAGAGACAUCAGGAACACAAGGGAGAAAUCGAUGCUAGGGCAGACAGUUUCGACGCGACCACCCUGGCUGGCAACAAACUGUUAGAAAAGAAACAUUACGCUGCAGAGGAAGUAACCAGAAAAUUGAACUCUCUCGCCGAGGAUAAACAGUCUCUUUUGAGUCUUUGGGAAAAGCGAAAAAUCUUGUACGAACAAUGUAUGGACUUGCAGCUAUUUUAUCGAGACACGGAACAAGCGGACGCGUGGAUGGCUAAGCAGGAAGCAUUUUUAGCAAACGAAGACCUGGGUGACUCUUUGGACAGUGUAGAAGCUCUUAUUAAAAAACACGAAGAUUUCGACAAAUCACUGGCAGCUCAGGAGGAGAAGAUCAAAAUAUUAGACGACUUUGCCGGUAAACUGAUAGAAGGGGAACAUUACGCGGCGGACGACGUGGCGCAGAGACGUCAGCUACUGUUGGAGAGACGUGCCGUUCUUCUUGAAAAGUCGGCUCAAAGAAGACGCCGUUUAGAAGACGCUUAUAAAUUACAGCAAUUUGAACGCGACUGCGACGAAACGAAAGGUUGGGUCAACGAAAAACUCAAAUUCGCCACCGAUGACAGCUAUCUGGAUCCUACUAAUUUAAACGGAAAGGUACAGAAACAUCAGAAUUUCGAACAGGAACUGAACGCCAACAGAACUCGCAUGGAAGAGAUGGUAGCUACCGGUCAAGAAUUAAUCGAGAGUGAUCACUACGCCAGUGAUAGGAUCCGCACUCGUACCGACGAAAUCAUGUCUCUGUGGGAAAGUCUUACUCACGCUAGUGAGAAAAAAGGGGCCAAACUGCAAGAAGCCUCUCAGCAGCAACAAUUUAAUCGUACUGUCGAGGAUAUCGAGUUAUGGCUGUCAGAAGUGGAGGGACAAUUGAUGUCUGAAGACUACGGUAAAGAUCUAACCAGUGUACAAAAUCUUCAAAAGAAACACGCCCUUCUGGAAGCCGACGUCGCGUCCCACUCCGACAGAAUCGACAGUAUCGCCCAAGCUGCAGAUCAGUUUGUGAAAUCGGGGCAUUUCGAUGCAGACAAUAUCAAAGCUAAGCAGGAGCAACUGCAAUCUCGAUACGGUGCGCUUCAACAGCCCAUGAGCAUUCGCAAACAGCGACUUCUCGACUCGCUGCAGGUACAACAGCUGUUCAGAGACAUAGAGGAUGAAGAAGCUUGGAUCCGCGAGAAAGAACCAGUUGCAGCAUCCACCAACCGUGGUCGUGACCUCAUCGGUGUGCAGAACCUGCAGAAAAAGCAUCAAGCUGUUUUAGCUGAAAUAAACAACCACGAACCACGUGUAGCUGCUGUCUGUCAGGCAGGUGCGUCAAUGUUACAAGAAAGCCACUUUGCCGCGGAGGAAAUCAGCCAACGUUUGGCCGCGUUGGACGAGCAUUGGGGACAGUUGAAAGAGAAGGCCAGACAACGUAAGAAUGAUCUGGAUGACUCUCUCCAGGCUCAUCAGUACUUUGCCGAUGCUAACGAAGCCGAGUCCUGGAUGAAGGAGAAACGACCUAUAGUCAUGAAUGCCGACUACGGAAAGGACGAAGACAGUUCCGAGGCCCUCUUGAAGAAACACGAGGCGUUGGUUAGCGACCUAGAGGCGUUUGCAAGCACCAUAGCAGCUCUUAGAGAACAAGCUGCUUCUUGCCGCCAGCAAGAAACUCCAACUGUUGACAUUACCGGGAAAGAAUGCGUGGUGGCUCUCUAUGAUUACACAGAGAAAUCACCAAGGGAAGUUUCCAUGAAGAAAGGCGAUACUUUGACUCUGUUAAACUCCAACAACAAGGAUUGGUGGAAAGUCGAAGUUAAUGAUCGUCAAGGUUUUGUUCCAGCCGCUUACGUAAAGAGAGUCGAACCCGAAGCAGGAUUAAGCGCUUCUCAGCAGAAUCUUGCUAGAGAGCAGAGUUCUAUAGCUGCCAGGCAAGCUCAGAUAGAAGCUCAGUACGACGAUCUCUUGAGACUUGCCCGCGAGAGGCAAAACAAACUUAAUGAAACAGCCAAGGCUUACGUGCUUGUCCGAGAAGCCGCAGAAUUGGCCACUUGGAUCAAGGACAAGGAGAACCACGCUCAGGUUCAGGACGUUGGCGAGGAUUUAGAACAAGUGGAGGUAAUGCAGAAGAAAUUUGAUGACUUCCAGGCAGACUUGAAAGCCAACGAGGUUCGUCUAGCUGAAAUGAACGAGAUUGCUGUCCAGUUGAUGAGUCUAGGCCAGACGGAAGCAGCUUUAAAGAUUCAGACACAGAUACAGGAUCUGAAUGAGAAAUGGACCAGCUUGCAGACUCUCACUGCAGAACGUGCUAAUCAACUUGGUUCCGCUCACGAAGUUCAACGAUUCCAUCGUGACGUCGACGAGACCAAGGACUGGAUUCGAGAGAAGGAUGCUGCGUUGAAUAACGAUGAUCUUGGAAAGGAUUUACGUAGCGUUCAAGCCUUGCAACGCAAACACGAAGGCCUAGAGCGAGACUUGGCUGCCUUGGGAGAUAAGAUUAAACAGUUAGAUGAAACGGCUAAUCGCCUGAUGCAGUCGCAUCCUGAAACUGCCGAACAGACUUACGCCAAGCAGAAAGAAAUUAACGAGGAGUGGACCCAGUUGACAGCAAAAGCUAAUAGCAGAAAGGAGAAGCUGUUGGAUUCUUACGACCUGCAACGUUUCCUUAGUGACUACAGAGAUCUAAUGGCUUGGAUAAAUUCAAUGAUGGGUCUAGUCGCUUCAGAGGAGUUAGCUUCAGAUGUUACUGGCGCAGAAGCUCUUCUGGAACGACAUCAGGAACAUCGCAUGGAAAUCGACGCCAGAGCAGGUACUUUCCAGGCCUUUGAGCUUUUUGGCCAGCAGCUUUUGCAAUCCAGUCACUAUGCCAGUGUCGAGAUUCAAGAGAAACUUGAAUCUAUGGCCGAAGCACGCCAAGAAUUGGAAAAAGCUUGGAUACAACGACGUAUGCAAUUGGAUCAAAACCUGGAGUUACAACUUUUCUGCAGAGAUUGCGAGCAAGCUGAAAACUGGAUGAGCGCCCGAGAAGCUUUCCUGAGCAGUGCUGACACUGUUGACAGCAGUGACAACGUAGAGGCCCUUAUCAAGAAACACGAGGACUUUGACAAAGCCAUCAAUGCUCACGAGGAGAAGAUUGCUACUUUGCAGACUUUGGCAGAUCAAUUGAUCGCUGCUGAACAUUAUGCUGCAAAACCAAUUGAUGAGAGGCGUUGUCAGGUUCUAGAUCGCUGGAAGCAUUUAAAGGAUGCUCUUAUAGAGAAACGUUCCAAGUUAGGAGAGUCCCAAACUCUACAACAAUUCUCCCGCGACGCCGAUGAAAUGGAAAAUUGGAUUGCCGAAAAACUGCAAUUGGCUACCGAGGAGAAUUACAAGGAUCCAGCUAAUAUUCAAUCGAAACAUCAGAAACACCAAGCGUUUGAGGCUGAAUUGGCAGCGAAUGCAGACAGAAUUCAAUCUGUGUUAGCCAUGGGAGGUAAUUUGAUCGAGAAACACCAAUGUGCUGGUUCUGAGGAUGCUGUUCAGAAGAGGCUUGCCUCGAUUGCCGAUCAAUGGGAAUACCUUACCCAGAAGACUACAGAGAAGUCGAUGAAGCUGAAAGAAGCUAACAAACAACGCACGUAUAUCGCCGCUGUUAAAGACCUAGAUUUCUGGCUUGGUGAAGUAGAGAGCUUACUUACGUCUGAGGAUGCUGGUAAAGAUUUAGCUUCUGUGCAAAAUCUAAUGAAGAAACAUCAGUUAGUCGAAGCCGACAUUCAGGCGCAUGAAGAAAGAAUUAAAGACAUGAACGCACAGGCAGAUUCUCUGAUUGAAAGUGGACAGUUUGACGCAGCUGGUAUCCAAGAGAAACGACAAAGUAUAAACGAGCGUUACGAGAGGAUCCGCAACCUUGCUGCCCAUAGGCAAGCUAGACUAAAUGAAGCAAACACUUUACAUCAAUUCUUCAGAGACAUCGCCGACGAAGAGUCUUGGAUCAAAGAGAAGAAAUUGUUGGUCGGAUCGGAUGACUAUGGUCGUGAUCUUACCGGUGUGCAAAAUUUGAAAAAGAAACACAAGAGAUUGGAGGCAGAAUUAGGUAGCCACGAGCCUGCUAUACAAGCUGUUCAAGAAGCUGGAGAGAAGUUGAUGGACGUUUCUAAUUUAGGAGUGCCCGAAAUUGAGCAACGUUUGAAGCUUCUCAACCAAGCAUGGGCUGAAUUGAAGCAAUUAGCGGCCAAUAGAGGACAGAAACUGGACGAGUCUCUGACCUAUCAACAAUUUUUGGCUAAAGUAGAAGAAGAAGAAGCUUGGAUCACAGAGAAACAGCAAUUGUUAUCAGUCGAAGAUUACGGUGACACCAUGGCUGCGGUUCAGGGCUUAUUGAAAAAACAUGACGCCUUUGAAACUGACUUUGCGGCUCAUGGCGAACGUUGCAAAGACAUAUGCGAAGCCGGAGAAGCUUUAAUCAAGGCUGGAAAUCACCGUGCAGACGCUAUAGGACAAAGAUGUACCCAGCUUCGUAACAAAUUGGAACAACUUGGAGCACUUGCUGCUAGACGAAAGACACGACUUAACGAUAAUUCAGCUUAUUUGCAGUUUAUGUGGAAGGCAGAUGUAGUCGAAUCCUGGAUCGCUGACAAGGAAACUCAUGUACGUUCAGAAGAGUUUGGACGAGACUUGUCUACCGUUCAGACGCUAUUGACUAAACAGGAAACAUUUGAUGCCGGAUUGCAUGCCUUUGAGCACGAAGGAAUUCAGAAUAUUACUUCUUUAAAGGAAAUGCUAGUGGAUUCUGGUCAUGAUCAAACACCUAGCAUUCAGAAACGUCAUGCGGAUGUUAUUGCUCGUUGGCAGAAACUGUUGGCUGAUUCUGAUGCGAGAAAACAACGCUUGCUGAGGAUGCAAGAUCAAUUUAGGCAAAUUGAAGAAUUGUAUUUGACAUUUGCCAAAAAAGCAUCUGCUUUCAACUCGUGGUUUGAAAACGCAGAAGAGGAUUUGACCGAUCCUGUGCGAUGUAACAGUAUUGAAGAAAUUCGGGCCCUCAGGGAAGCACACGCGCAAUUCCAGGCGAGCUUAUCUUCGGCAGAAGCAGACUUUGAAGCUUUGGCAGCUCUUGACAGGCAGAUCAAGAGUUUCAACGUUGGUCCCAAUCCAUACACGUGGUUCACGAUGGAAGCAUUGGAAGACACCUGGCGUAAUUUACAGAAAAUAAUUAAAGAACGCGAUGUGGAGCUUGCGAAAGAAGCUCAACGACAAGAAGAAAAUGAUAAGUUGCGUAAGGAGUUUGCUAAACACGCUAAUGCGUUCCAUCAAUGGUUAGCGGAGACAAGAACAUCUAUGAUGGAAGGAUCGGGAUCAUUAGAACAACAGUUGGAAGCGACGAAAAGAAAAACUCAAGAGGUUCGUGCUCGUCGUCAAGAUCUGAAAAAGAUCGAAGAUCUCGGAGCAAUUUUGGAAGAACAUCUGAUCUUGGACAAUCGUUACACGGAACACAGUACCGUAGGGUUGGCACAACAGUGGGAUCAAUUAGAUCAAUUGGGAAUGCGCAUGCAACACAAUUUAGAACAGCAAAUACAAGCGCGUAACCAGUCCGGCGUUUCUGAGGAUGCACUCAAGGAAUUCUCAAUGAUGUUCAAACACUUUGACAAAGACAAGAGCGGUCGUCUGAACCACCAGGAAUUCAAAUCUUGCUUGAGGGCCCUUGGUUACGAUUUACCAAUGGUAGAAGAGGGCCAACCUGAUCCGGAAUUCGAGAAUAUCUUAGAUAUCGUUGAUCCGAAUAGGGAUGGUUAUGUAUCGUUGCAAGAAUACAUGGCAUUUAUGAUUAGCAAAGAAACCGAGAAUGUCCAGAGCUCUGAAGAAAUAGAAAAUGCUUUCCGUGCUAUCACAGCUGCGGAUCGGCCAUACGUUACGAAAGAAGAAUUAUAUGCUAAUCUUACCAAGGAGAUGGCUGAUUAUUGUGUUGCUCGUAUGAAACCUUAUGUCGAUCCAAAAACAGAGCGACCAAUCACAGGAGCAUUGGAUUAUAUCGAAUUUACUCGCACUCUUUUCCAGAAUUAA